Molecule: messenger RNA, 2469 nt
Organism: Guyanagaster necrorhizus
Lineage: Eukaryota; Fungi; Basidiomycota; Agaricomycetes; Agaricales; Physalacriaceae
Exons: 7
Coding region: 157-2469 (770 amino acids)
Biological process (GO): xylulose metabolic process; phosphorylation
Cellular component (GO): cytosol
Molecular function (GO): D-xylulokinase activity
Source: RefSeq, a predicted model, not a curated record
AAAUAGAUCAAAGAUGGCAAGUCAGGCCCAAUAGAACGGCUACUACGGCGAAUUCCAUGGGCCCAUCACGCUUAGCUAAUCUUCUCUUCAUGCUUCACACGGCAGCAGCUAAAAAAGUAACGACGCACAUCUCCGCCUCUUUCACGACACCGUACGAUGGCCACACACUUUCUGGGGCUCGAACUCGCGACCGACCAACUCCGAGCAUGUAUUCUCGAUGAAAAGCAAGAACUUGUUGGCGUCGAGCGAGUCGACUUUGACACGGAACUCAGCGAGUACCAGACGCAGGGGGGCAUAUUUACGACGCCUGGCGAGGCGUACACAACCCCGGUAGAGAUGUGGGUAAAGGCCUUAGAUAUUCUGCUCGCCAAGCUAGCGUCGUCGUACAAAAUCAAGGAUAUCAAGGCAAUAUCGGGCUGUGCCCAGCAGGCGCUUGUGUGGUGGAAAUCGACACCGCUGCCUGCGCUUUCGUCCUUGGAUCCAGGGUUAUCACUGCCUGCGCACUUCCCGGCGGCCUCGUUCUCGCUGCCGCAGACGCCGACGUCGCAGGAUAUCUCGUCGCACCCCCAUGCGCUGGCGAUUGAGAGCACGCUGGGAGGGGCGGAUGCGAUGGCGCGACGCGUCGGGAUCAGUGCGGGAGGAAAUGCCUCGAUGCUCGCGGCGCAGAUGUUCCGAGUGCGGGAGAUGUGGGGCAAGGAGGUCUGGGUGCGGACGGGGAGGGUGCAGGUGGCUAGUAAGUUUCUCGAGAGUCUCGUUGGUGGCAAGUGGGCGGGCAUUGGCGAGGCUGAGGCCUGCCUUAGUGGGAUGUGGAACGUGCAGAGUGGUGUCUGGGAUGAGGGCGUGCUGGAUAUCGUCGGCGGGAGCAGGGAGGAGGGCCGUCGGGUCCGUGGUUGGCUAGGUGACGUUGACGUCAACGGCGGCGGCAGAAAGGCGGGAUACGUGUCGCGGUAUCUGGUUGACAGAUACGGCUUUGAUCCUGAAACUAUUCUCACACCGUUCACAUCCGAUACACUCUCGACCUUUAUUUCUGUUUGUCCUUCCCAGUCAGAUGCUGUCCUUUCUUUUGGUCCCACGGAUACAUUGAUGGCUCGGGCCCACACGUACAUCCCGUCGCCGAUAUACAAUAUCGUUCCUCAUCCGUACCAAGAACCCGGAGACAAGAAAAAAUACAUCGUGAUGUUGAGCAGCCGAAAUGGAGAUUUAUCGCGUGCUCUCGCCCGUGAUAUGUACACCAAGAGCUGGAGCGCAUUUGACAGACUUGUUGCCAUCGUGCCUCCUGGCGGUUCAAUAGGAUCACCCGAAAUGAAUGUGGAAAUCACGGCUCGUUUUCCUUCCCACGAAAGAGCCGCUCCCACCGAGGUGUCUCCUCUUGACGACAAGUUGUUCUCUUUCUGGCACUUACAGCCAGACACGCCUCCGUUCACCCACAGCAAAGGUGUGCACAGAUUUGAAACCGGUAUCAAGGUCAACGAAUUCCGCGACCUUCGUGCCAAUCCCCGAUGUCUCGUUGAGUCCCAAGUGAUGGGAAUGCGAGUACGAUGGGGCCGUGCUGUCGCUUUGGGAGUGUUUGGAGAGGUCAAAUUACCGCCCAAACCACCACUGCCGCCCGGCCAAGUGCAGCUACCAUCUCCAAUACCCUUCGAUCUGUACCAGACUUCGUACCCACACCUCCCUUCUCGCAUUCUCUGUACUGGAGCGGCGGCAAACUUCCCCAGCAUAGCCAAUUUGGUGUGCGAUGUCUUUGGGAAACCCGUUUAUGUGUGCUUGAGCCAGAUUGACUCGGCACAAAUCUCUCCCCACCGGAACGCCCCUGCUCGCGGAUUCCCUGGGCGGGCGGCCGUCGGCGUUGCGCUCGUCGCAAAAUGGGUAUGGGGCAAGGAAAAUGACAACCGAACUGGGUCUAGGGCAGGUUCGCCAUAUCCCCCCGCUGUGGGGACCUCGUCGUUCGAGGAGGACACGCGGAAAGUGUUCGCUCGACGCUGGACCGAGAGCGGCGGUGUCUGGGCGCGGACCAACGUCAGCAGCAGUGCUGGCGGGCCGCAGAUGCAGGUACCGACCAUUCGGAACGUGCUCCGGAGCGGUACGACUUUAGGCACGUCGAUCGUCAUGGAAGAGGACGAGGAGGAGGAUAAUUAUUUUUUGAACCGAGGGACGAACGCGUAUAUGUAUCCGAACUCGCCGGUGCCGAUGAUCUCGACGCCUACGACGCCCACGGGGACGAUGGCGCUGACGCCGAUAUCGGCGCUGCCUAUCGUGUACCCGCCCGAGAUGGCGGCGCUUGCGCCCCCGUCGUCGUCGCCGUCGCCAUCGCCGUCGUCUGCGUCCACCACGGAGCAGAUGCCUGAUUUGGAUCUAGCGCAGAUCGGGCUCGCGAGGGUUGCUGAUCCUGAUUUUGAUUCAUUUUUGGGGUACGCGAGCAUCGUGUGGGAGUACGUCCGUCUGGAGAGUAUCAUCGUGAGGGGGGGUUGA